Messenger RNA from Mya arenaria, 470 nucleotides. Its product is annotated as C-type lectin domain family 10 member A-like. The transcript is spliced from 4 exons. Lineage: Eukaryota; Metazoa; Mollusca; Bivalvia; Myida; Myidae. The record is from RefSeq and is a predicted model, not a curated record. The coding region runs from base 9 to 470 and encodes 153 amino acids.
CAGUAAGAAUGAGAGGACGGACAGCUAUUCUCGGACUUUUUCUGGUCAUGCUUCCAGACCUCAGUCUGGCCACUGACUGUCCGGAUGGCUGGAUGGCGUACAACGCUUCAUGCUACCUGUUCGCACACGACAGUAUGCACUACGUCGAGGCAGAGAAAUUCUGCGAGCAUCUUUAUUCUCACCUGGUACGUAUCGACACACAGGAAGAAAACAUUUUUCUGUCCAGCUUUCUGGCCAACAUCAAAGAUCCCUACCACUGGAUUGGACUGACCGAUGACGUCAUUGAGGGUCUGUGGAAGUGGCACGAUACGGACCAGGUCGCGACGUUUACGAACUGGUAUCCCGGGCAACCGGAUGGGCAUAGGAACGCGAACUGUGCCAGCAUUCGCGCCGCUUUAAAGUUCAAAUGGACCGACCAGGGCUGCCAGGAGAGCUACAAACCUCUCUGCGAGAAAGCGUCAGUAUAUUAA